AUGAUCCCAAACAAGAUCCCCGGUGUCUCGGACCUGGAGGGCUCACGGCCCCAGACUGCCUUCCUGGUAGUUCCACCUCUGCGGGAGGAGGCGGACAGGAAGGGGCAGCGCCCCAGGGGAGCUCAAGACCAGCUCUGGCGAGGCCCACUCAGUGAGGCGCUCCGGAACCGCGUCCCCGCCCCACAGCCCGCGCUCCCUCUUCUCCAUCCCUGCCGCCACCUGCGGGGAUCCCAGCGGGUACUGCGGGGGCGCGCGGGGCGGGGCCACCAAGCGGUUAUAGCUGGACCCGCCGGGACCACUGCUCACUUCCAGCCUCCCGCGCUCCGGCUCCCCGACGCCCCAAUUCCCAAUUUCGGGGCGCGCCCAGACCCAGCCGAGCCGGUUCCUGGCCCGCCCUGCCGGGCGGCCGUCGACGCGAGCGCCCUGGCGCAGGGCCCGGGGGUGCGGGGGGCUCCUGCGAGCCGGCGGCUGCUGGCGCUGCUGCUGCUCCCGCUCUUGCUGCCGCCGGCUGGCGCCUGGUACAAGCACGUGGCGAGUCCCCGCUACCACACGGUGGGCCGCGCCGCCGGCCUGCUCAUGGGGCUGCGCCGCUCGCCCUACCUAUGGCGCCGCGCGCUGCCCGCGGCCGCUGGGCCCCUCGCCGGGGACGACCUCUCCCCGGGGCCCGCCGCCCGCGAUGCUCUCCUCCUGUAUCCCUCCGGGCCUCAGGAGCCGUGGGACGCGCGACGCGGGAGCUCCCCGGCUGGGCUCCCCGUCCGUGCGCCCCGGAGCCCGCGCACCCUGGAACCGGAGCCGCGGUUGGGCCCCCACUCCGGGACCUUCGCAGAGCGGGCCAGAGCCUUCGGAGACGCGUCUCCCGCCCAGCCAUGGCCCCGCCUGGCCGCAGGGUCGCCCUGAGAGCUUCCCCUACCCGCCGCGCCCCCGCGCCUGACCCCGGAGGAGUAGCUGCGGCUUCCCGGGCGCGCAGCUCCCUCCGGCCAGGACGGCCGUCUGGUCAAUAAAACCCGCCUGAUUCCUGCGC
Lemur catta (Ring-tailed lemur) is the source of this 1021-nucleotide messenger RNA. It is a transcript of the gene NPW, whose product is annotated as neuropeptide W. The coding region runs from base 1 to 897 and encodes 298 amino acids. Gene Ontology annotation, biological process: feeding behavior; G protein-coupled receptor signaling pathway. Lineage: Eukaryota; Metazoa; Chordata; Mammalia; Primates; Lemuridae. Gene Ontology annotation, molecular function: G protein-coupled receptor binding. The transcript is spliced from 3 exons. The record is from RefSeq and is a predicted model, not a curated record.